AUGGCUGAGAACAUCACCCACCACAUCGUCGCCAUUGAGGCUGUGCACUGCCCAAUCCCCGAAUUCGAUCUACCAGGGCCGCAUACUCGGGCAGUGCACCGAUGGACCGAUCCCGCUGAUCUGCACAGCCGCGUCAAAGAUGCCACAAUCAUCGUGACCACAACGACGCGCCUGUCAGCAGAGACCCUAAGCGCUGAAGUCACCCCAAACCUCCGCCUUAUAGCAAUCAUGGCGACUGGCAUAGACUGCGUCGAUAUAGCAGCUGCGUCCGCGCGAGGAAUCACCGUAUGCAACUGUCCCGGCUCUAAUAUUGACAGUGUCAGUGAACAUGCCAUUGGACUUUACUUUGCCACUCGACGGAAGUUCAUCGAGCUUCAUAAUGCCACUGUUGCAGUUCCUACGGACUUGUCACUUGAUACUGAGUGGAAGACAAAUGGCUCAUUGCUCAGUCGGGUUCGUGCGCCUGAUGGAAAAGCCCCGUUGCUAUGUAGUGAUGAGACCUUGUGUAUUGUUGGGUACGGAUCGCUAGGCAAGCGCAUCGAGGUCAUGGCAAAGGGCCUUGGGAUGAACGUGAUUAUUGCUGAGCGUAAGGGUGUAUCUCCUCGAGCGGGUCGAGUUCUGUUUGAAGAUGGCUUGAAAAAGGCGACCGUGGCUGUUUUGUGCUUGCCGCGAAGCGCUGAGACGCUGAACAUGAUCUCUACUGCGGAAUUCCAGAUCAUGUCUCCCCAUGCUGUGUUGGUCAAUGUCGCAAGAGGUGGAAUUGUCGACGAGCAAGCCCUGGUUGAAGCUCUCAAGGGAGGAGCAAUUUCAGGCGCGGCCACAGAUGUUUAUGCCACAGAACCUGCUGGCAGAGGCGAUUCUCCGUUGUUAAGCCCAGAGGCAGCGGGAUUGAAUUUGGUGUUGACACCUCACCUGGCCUGGUAUUCUGAAAGGACAUUGCAAAACCUACAGGCUGCGUUGAAGAACACAGUCGAGAAGUGGUGUGUUGGUGAGAUUAUCAAUCAGGUGCGAUAG
Messenger RNA from Penicillium robsamsonii, 1014 nucleotides. Its product is annotated as D-isomer specific 2-hydroxyacid dehydrogenase family protein. The transcript has a single exon. The record is from RefSeq and is a predicted model, not a curated record. The coding region runs from base 1 to 1014 and encodes 337 amino acids. Lineage: Eukaryota; Fungi; Ascomycota; Eurotiomycetes; Eurotiales; Aspergillaceae. Gene Ontology annotation, molecular function: oxidoreductase activity, acting on the CH-OH group of donors, NAD or NADP as acceptor; NAD binding.